AUGUUGAUCUCCAACCAUUCUGGUGCUAUGACCUUCACAUUGCUGGGCGUCCCUGGCCUAGAGACACAGCAUUUAUGGCUUUCCAUCCCCUUCUCAACCAUGUUUGUUGUCAUCCUCAUGGGCAAUGGUGGCAUUCUUUUUCUGGUUGCAACACAGCCCUCCCUUCAAACACCCAUGUACUUUCUCUUGGCCAUGCUGAUGGUGUCUGAUUUGGUAUCUACCUUGGCUGUACUUCCUAGGGUCCUCUGCCUCUUCUGGUUUGGUGUCCAUGACAUUGGCAUCAAAGGAUGCCUUGUUCAGAUGUUCUUCAUCCAUUGUUCAUCUGUAGUGCGUUCAGCCCUCCUUGUGGCAAUGGCCUUUGAUCGCUAUGUGGCAGUUUGUGAGCCACUCCGUUAUAGUACCAUCCUGAACCACACCCUGGCAGGGCAGCUGGCAUUGGCAGCUCUUGCCAAAGGAGUGUUCCUUAUCUUCCCCAUGCCAUUACUGCUCCAGAGGCUGACCUUCUGCAGGACAGUCAUGCCUCAUACCUACUGUGACCACAUGGCUGUUGUGAAGAUGGCCUGUAGUCAUACCAAGCCCAGCCGUCUCUACGGAGUGUUUGUAUUCCUGAUGGUGUUAGGGCUGGACCUGCUGCUCAUUGGAGUCUCCUACGCACUGAUCCUACAUGCUGUGUUGCGCCUCUCAUCCCGAGAUGCCACUUUAAAGACACUUAAUACCUGCUCAGCCCACUUCUUUGUAAUCCUCAUCAGCUAUGUGCCAGCACUUUUCUCCUUCCUCACUCACCGCUUGGGCCCUAUCAUCCCUCCUCAUGCACACAUCCUGCUUGCUAAUCUAUACCUACUCACACCUUCAUUGUUCAACCCUCUUAUAUAUGGAAUUAAGAUGAAGGAGAUCCGGUACAAAAUGCCAAAAUGUCUGUGCAGGAGGGAUAUUUUGGCCAUCAACCCAGGACACAAAAAUGGAAGUGAAUGA
Molecule: messenger RNA, 972 nt
Organism: Trichosurus vulpecula (common brushtail)
Lineage: Eukaryota; Metazoa; Chordata; Mammalia; Diprotodontia; Phalangeridae
Product: putative olfactory receptor 52P1
Exons: 1
Coding region: 1-972 (323 amino acids)
Biological process (GO): G protein-coupled receptor signaling pathway
Cellular component (GO): membrane
Molecular function (GO): G protein-coupled receptor activity; olfactory receptor activity
Source: RefSeq, a predicted model, not a curated record